UAUCAUUAAUCUAACACACAUGAGAUUGUCGAAGGCUGUUAAAUUUCUGUGUGUUCAGACACAGCCUUCGAGUAGCAUGUGACUCACGGUGGAAAAGAGCGAGGAGCUUGAAUCUGCACACGUGUCUGUCUUCCUUUCUGUCAGCGAGCAGAAAGCAAUAUGGGAAUCCUCAGAGGACUGUUUUUGAAGCGCAAUACUAGGGAGUGGGCGUGGCUUGGACGUAAGGGCGUGGCUUAGAUGAGGGCGUGGCCUCGAAGAAUCACUGUUUUUUUUUAAGCUCGGAGAGAAACUUUGAGUUUUGCGAUUGGAAAUGACGGGAAUACUGAGAUGGCUUGAGCAGUUUCUAAAAAGCUCUGUCUGUUCUCCUGUUCCUCCCUGUGUCGCGUCUGCAGAUCGUAUGGACUGUGCGUAGGCCUUGUGCUUCAGUGUGGAGACCUGGGUCACCUCCAGGCCAAGGUGGCUCCUCCAGACCGGGUGUGAGAACACAGAAAACAUGUGUUCAGAGUAGUUCGGUUCCAGUUCACUGGGCAGGCUGAAUGCGCAGGCCCACGACCUUGCAGGCAGUUCCAGCUGUGAUGAAAAUAUGCGGCAUGGAAAGAGAAUGCAGAGAAGCUGGGAGAGAGGGGGCAGCAGAAGCGAGGUCAGCACUGUGGUGUGAGGGACGGUGUGGUCGCACUCAGAAACAUCUCAGAGAGUGUAAAUCUAAAACGUGUGUUAAACUUAACACUACAUUCUUUUAUGAAAAAAAUCCACUAAUAUCUUCCUAAAUGAUGGUCCUAUGGGGCAUGCAUAUAUAUAUAAAAUGAAUGUAUGUAGAAUAUGCAUACAGAAAAGUAUUCCUAGGCAGUAUAUGACCAAUAUCACAUUUCUCCAUCAGUCUGGAGUAUCUAGUUCUUGACUUUGGUUUUUUGAUAGGAUUUUGGUCUCCAUUCUACCCUCUUCACAUGUCUCUGGGGCUGUGAAUCUGCUCUCAAACACCUGACUGUGCACCUGCCACUCAUUCACCUGAGCUGUCUGGCUCCACACACCUGACUGUGCACCUGCCACUCAUUCACCUGAGCUGUCUGGCUCCACACACCUGACUGUGCACCUGCCACUCAUUCACCUGAGCUGUCUGGCUCCACACACCUGACUGUGCACCUGCCACUCAUUCACCUGAGCUGUCUGGCUCCACACACCUGACUGUGCACCUGCCACUCAUUCACCUGAGCUGCCUGGCUCCACACACCUGACUGUGCACCUGCCACUCAUUCACCUGGGCUGCCUGGCUCCACACACCUGACUGUGCACCUGCCACUCAUUCACCUGAGCUUUCUGGCUCCCCCUCUGUAAGAUACCUAGACUUACAAAUCAAUCUGUUUCUCAUCCAUUUUCAUCUUCAGGCCGGGCUGUUUUGCCUUGUCCAUAUUACUAAUAGAUCACUUUAAAGCACUUUAAAGCUAGAAUAAGGGGAAACAACGGUAUUGACCCACUGUAGCUCAUAAAUGUUAUUUCUCAUUUAAAUCCCCACGAAGAAGCUAACAGGAUGGUAAAGAAACUGAAUGGGCAUCUUUCCCACCAAGCAGUGAUGCCACGUUAGAGCCCCAGAGAUUGUUAGCUGGUUCUAACAGGAGAGCACAGCUACUCAGGUCGCAUUGAGAGAAGAAUGGCUCUUCUCCAUGGGAGAAGGUUAUCUUCCUUGAUUAAGCAUAAAGCCUCUGGAGAGAUACACAGAGAGGUGGGGAAGAGAAGGAAAGAACCAGGUAGCCCUACCUAGAUCUGCUGAAUCAACCCUGGUGAUCAACUGGGUGGCAGAUGUCAUAGCUGUUACUCAAACCCUAGACUGCUUAUCACAGGAUGUCAACUAAUUUGAAUCUCGGAUCUUUCAGACUGGAGAGAGGUUUUGAAUUUAGUUGGCUCUUUUCAGUCCUUUUAAAAAAAAUAUUUAUUUAUUUAUUUAAUGUAUGAGUAUGCUGUAGCUGUCUUCAGACACACCAGAAGGGGGCGCCAGAUCUCAUUACAGUUGCAAGCCACCAUGUGGUUGCUGGGACUUGAACUCAGGACCUUCGGAAGAGCAGUCAAUGCUCUUAACUGCUGUGAUAUCUCUCCAGCCCAAGGCUUUUCCCUCUUAACAGGGUGAUUCUACACUGUUUUGAUUAUUCUCAUCGCUUAUAGUAUUUAGUUGAGGGUCCUGUCAUAUUCUGGGUUGAGACUUCCUCAUGAUCAACCUUCUAAGUCCAGAUGGGUGUCUUAGGGUUUCCAUUGUUGUGAAGAGAUACCCGGACCAAGGCAACUCUUAGAAAGGCAAACAUUUAAUUGGGGCUGGCUUGCAGGUUUAGUCCUACUAUCAUAACAGGAAGCAUGGUGGCAUACAUGCAGACAUGGUGCUGGAAAAGGAGCUGAGAAUUCUGCGUCUUGAUUGGAAGGCAACCAGGAGAGACGGGCAUCCUCAGGCAGCUAGGAGGAAGCUGUCUUUCUGCAAUAGGUGGCGCCUGAGCAUAGCAGGAGACCUCCAAAGCCCACCCCCGCAGUGACUCACUUCCUCAGACAAGGCCACACCUAACAGUGCUACUCCCUGUGGGCCAAGCCUAUUCAAACCACCACAAUGGGGAAACCAUGUUAUAUGAAUGACAUAGAUGCUGAUCACUGUUUUUUACUGGUCUCAUUGGUGGUCACCAAGUUAUAAGAGGAGGGUAGGGAGUGGCCGAAGAUCUGAAAUGUCCAUUUGUUGAAAGCUGCCAUUUUAUUUGUUAAUUGUACGGUCAUUUAUAUAACUGUCCUCUAAAGUGGUGGUCUGAGACCCUUUGGAAACCAACCGACCCUUUCACAGGGGUCACCAAAUACCACCAGAAAAUAUAUAUACAUCACAAUUCAUAAUAGUAGCAAAACAAAAUAGCAAUGAAAAUAAUUUUAUGAUUGUGGUCACCAAAACAUGAGGAACUGUAUUAAAGGGUUACACUGUUAGGUUGAAAACCACCACUCUAGAGGAAAAUGGUCACUUAAAAAUUGUUCACGACAUAUGUCUCGGAUUCUCUGCUGAUCUUUUCCCUCAGAGAUGCCAUGAAGAUGUCCUGUGUUUAAUAGUGAGGUGUCAGAUAGGCUUGCUUCUGGGUCUGCCUUUAUCUAGUAUGUCAAAACACCAGCCAGGCGGUCAGCCACGAGAUGAAAAGCUCUUAAGAAAGCUAUGUUUUAGAUCCUCCUUAAGUUUCUAGCCAACAAUCUACUUAGUUUGGGUCUUAGUUGACCCCAUCAGUCACCCUAGCGAUGUGUUUAUACUUCUAGGGUUGCUUUUAAGUUGGUUUGACUUCAUGAAAGUAGGGAGAUUUCUGGGGUUGGGGAUUUAGCUCAGUGGUAGAGCGCUUGCCUAGCAAGUGCAAGGUCCUGGGUCCCCAGCUCCGAAAAAAAGAAAAGAAAAAAAAGAAAGAAAGAAAGUAGGGAGAUUUCUAUAUUUAUGUGUAGGGUCCACUUUCAUGUUCAACAAACAACCGUAGAGAAGAUGCUUAAAGUAAUACUGGAUUUAGUCCCGAGUUGUGUGGUACUUUGACUGGAGUUCUACCUACCAGGACCAAUGUCUUCAUUACUUUUCUAUUGCUGUUAAUAAUACUCUGACAAAGCACCUUAAGUGAGAAAGGGCUUAUUUUGGAUCCCUGUACCGCAAGUGUACACAGUGGGGAAGACAUAGUCGCAGGGACAGGAAGUCAACUGGUUACAUGCACCACACAGAGGACAGAGUGGACAGGAAGUGAGGCCACCUUGUGGUUCCUACCUAGUGACUCGUUUCCUCCAGUAAGCUCCACUCUUCCAGGUUCCAUAACUUGUUCCAACAGUGCCACCCGUUGGAGAUCGAAUGCUCUAACACCUUUAUCUGUUGAGGUAAAGUCCAAACAACAGAAUACCAUGUAAUUUUCAGAACUGGUGUAGGUGAUAAGGUAUAGGUGACAAACUGAGCAUGAAACUAGUACUCAAUGAUCUGAUAUCAAUAGAAAGCUUCAUCGAGUCUUAGUGACUACUGUACAAAGGUGAUGAUGAUUUUAAGUGUCUACAGAACAUCAAAGCAAAGGGUUAGCCCUUCCUUCACAUAGUACAAUUGUAGAAUGUUGGUUGUGUUAUGUUUGCCCUAGUAAUUCAACAUCACCCUCAGUGUCUCUCCAGUGUAAAGAUACAUGGAUACUUAAAAUUUGUUAAAAGUGGAACAGUCAAACAUUUGAGUGCUGUCUUUGGUCUCAGUGUGUGUCUACAUACACGUGUCUACAUACUGUGUCUCUGGGAGGAGGGCAUAUGUCCUUAUCAGCAUGUAGAAUGUAUGACAGAGAUAUUUUGGCAUCAGACCAUAAAGACCUCAAGAAGGUAAGAGUUACCUCUUGGUAUUGUUUGGUGAUUAGCUCCAAGAGCCCCCCCCCACCCCAACAGUUAUAAAAUCCAUGGAUUAUUAACCCCUUAUGUAAAAUGGUGUGGUAUUCAUAAGCAAUCUGAUCACACCUUCCUGCAUACUUUAGCUCUUCUCUAGAUAGCUUAAUACCAAUUUAAGAUACAGUCCAAGUAACUAUUACACUGUAUUGCUAAAGAAUGCAUAUUCUGUGUACAUCAAAUACAGACAAUUUAACAGUAAUUUUUGACCUGUGGUGGGUUGAAUUGAUGGAUGCAGAAAUUCACGAAUUUGGAGGACUGGCUUUACUGUUUGAGAUGUCUUCUUCAAAAUUACUUUAAUAAUUUUGCCUGUGAAAAUAAAUAAAAUGAAAUAGCCCAUGAAAGGCUUCCAUGACGCUCCAGUGUUGGCCGAGAAGUGUUUUUUCCUGUUAGGAAAGACUGCUGCAUCUUUCUAUUUAAGUUAAAACCCAGCCUAUAGAGUUAGACCCGAGUUCAGGUUCUACUGAAGACUAUUUUGAAGCAUCUGACAUCUUCUUGAGACAGGGUUUCUCUGUGUAUCUCUGACUGUCCUGGAAUUCAUUCUGUAGACUGGGCUGGCCACAGACUCAGAGACCUGCCUGUCUCUGCCUCCCGAGUGCUGGGAUUCAAAGGCGUGCGCCACCACGCUCAGCUGAGUUUUCUAUUACUAUUAUGGUAUAACAGGUCACCAAGACCUUAAUGGCUUCAAACAUCCAUUUCUUAGCCCAUGGUUGUAUAGAGCAGCAGGAGUCUCUCCGCUCAGCUUUGUGUGAAAGAGACAUUAAGGCAUCAGCCAGAGUUUUAUCUGGAGGAGGGGCCAUGGGAAAAUUCCUUCAGGUUGUUGCUUUAACUCAGGGUCUUGUCACAAGACUGUCAUGUCUGCCCCCUUGCAGCUUGGCAGCUGGGUAUAGCGUUCAACUUCUGAGUCUGCCACACUCUGCUCAUGUGACUGGCUGGCUCUCCCUCAAGCCAGCUAUAUUGCUCGCAAUCUGCCUCUGUUUCUAAUUCCUCUGAUGAAGCCUUCUGGCACCAGCUGGAAGAGGCUCUGCUUUUAAAGAUUUUACUUGAUUUGGCUAGGCACACCCAAAUAAUGGCUGUAUCUUUUGCCAGCUGAGUUAGAACUCAACUACCUCUUGGUGGGGGUCGGGGGGGAGCCCUUCAAGCCAGCGCAUAGAUUAGUAUUUGAAUAACCAAGGUAUGAAAACCCUGGGGGCCACCUUUAGGGUCUGGCCUGCCUUCUAAUAGAAUUACAGUCUUCCAAAACUAGAGAGUUCUGCAAAGCCUUACCCUGAGUCUCAAUCAUGAGGUGGGGCAUUUAUCCUUGAACUAUUUGCCAUGACCUUGGAGCUUGGAAGGAGCUGGCUGGCUACUAGAAGCCCGAAUUUCCCCCUUCCACGCUGGGAAUGCGGUUUGUAGAGGAUGGAUAAUUGGAUGUCUGGAAGCAUCAACUCCAAGGUAAUUUUCCUCUUGGCUAGAUCACGGCAGGAUGUCGCUGGACUUUUUUUUUUUUUUUUUUUUUUUUUUUUUUGGUUUGGUUUUGAGUCGGAAUAAAGUGACCUUGCUCCCCUACCAAGGGUUCUUCUUCCCCAGCUGGAGCAGUGUCCUGUGAGUCAUUUAAUUUUAGCCACCCUUUGUUGUCAGUGUCAGCUGGGACCUCUCGUGGCCACCGUUGUCAUGGUAUGAGUCCUAAUUCUCAUUCCCAGGUGAGUGAGGCAGACAGCCAAGGAGCUGGACUGCUUUUAGAGCUGGUCGAUUCUCCCCCUUUCCUUCAGAAGCCACUCUCCAGCCAGGCUGCUUAUUUCUAGGAGAACCAGGUCUGGAAUCCUAAACGGCUGCUGUAAGUAAAGGAAGAGGCCACGCCAAUCCCAGCAGGUAACCACAUUAGCUUGGAGAAGCAGCUGACUCAUCCUCGUUUGCUUCCUCCUUAUCAGCUGUCCCCAUGGUUCCCCAAUUCUUUGCUUUGGUGCCACAUCUCCAUUCUUUUCCUUUUUAUUCCCUUAAUUCCCGCCCCAUCCCACUUCCGGCUACUAGUUCCCGCCCCCUCAUCCCACUUCCGGUUACUAAUCUCUCGCGCCCCCCCCCACGCCCACCUCUAUUUUGAUGAGAACCCGAAGAGUUCCAUAACUGUUAGGGGUCAGCCCAUGCCGCAGUGUUUGCUGCUUUCUGACAAAAGGAUAAAUGCAGAAACCACGUGGCUCAGGUGCUUUCCAGGAAGGUAACGUCCAUGAAUAGCUCUUCCAUUUUUAUGUGAAUGUGCAUACAUGCCUAUGGGUCUUAAGGCCACAUUUUGUCUGGGUGCUAUGACUUUUGCGUUUCCCUCCCUCCCUCCCGCAAGGAAAUGAUUAUGCAUUUCAGUACUAUUUGUUGAGAAGCAAAUGGAUACCCAGACCCAGGACUGUUUUGGAGAGUGGAGAGGGGGCUGGAUAGACGAGUGAGCACUGUCAACGCAACAUCCAAGAAGUUCGCAGGGACACAUACCAGGGUCCUAGAGCUUAGCUGUCCUUGCAUGGAUGCAUUGCCUGUCUCUUUGCAUGUUAGACAAUUACAGCGCUUCUUGGGGCCAUAAAGCACAAGCCUCAGGGCAGGAAGAUAGAAAGUUUUCAGAUUUCCUGACACAGUAUUAGCAUUUGGGGAAAUAGCUAUGUUUUCCAGUACGAUCCGUCAUCCUUACGAGACAAGAGCUUCGCUUAGGACUUCCAGCAGGAAAGUUACUGGUUUCCAAUAUUCAGCAAUAUCCAGAAAGUGAGUUAAAGUAGUGCCUUCAGAAAUGAGAAUGGGCUUGGGGGCUGGCAGGGAGGGGUCGAUGGUUUGCCCAGUGACGCAGAAUGGACAAAGUAAGGGAUCAGUGGGUUUUCUGUAGCGUUCAUUUCCUACCGAGUUUAGUUAGUUUAGUUUAGUUUUUGUUAUGAAAAUGGAUGUCUGCCUUGUGAGUGCAAUACCUCUUGAGGCCAGAGGGGGCCUCCCUAGAGCUCUCUAGAGCUGGAGAUUUAGCUCUGGUCUGGCGUUGAGAACCGUAACUGGGUCCUCUGCCAGUGUGCUUACCACUGAGCCAUCUCUCCAGCUCACUGACAUUAGUUUUGAGUUUUUUUUUUUUUUUUUUUUUUUUAAAGACUGAUAUAAAGUGCUGUAGGAAUGGCUACAAGAGGAAUACUGUGAUCAAUACUAUAGAGCCCAACAACUGAGGACAAGACAAAAUGAAUUCCUUGCUGAAGCUCCAAGCCCUCGAAUCGGGUCUCUGCUCCGCGUUUCUGACCACCCAGGAAGAAGAUGGCCAAGUGCACGGAGCGAAGGACCCGGCCCCAGCUUCCACGCAGAGCGUGCCUGCGGACAGCGUGGAUCCUGCAGACCCCGUGCCAGCUCAUAAGGAUGCACAGGGCGACGCCGACGGUACGCCGGAUGACCUCCAGUCUGCAGGGACCAGCCGGCUGCUCCAUCACAUCACAGAUGGCGACAAUCCGUUGCUCUCGCCACGAUGCUCCAUCUUUAGCCAAAGUCAGAGGUUCAACCUGGACCCCGAGUCAGCUCCAUCCCCACCCAGCAGCCAGCAGUUUAUGAUGCCACGAAGCUCUUCCCGAUGCGGUGGUGGGGAUGGCAAGGAGCCCCAGACCAUUACGCAGCUCACUAAGCACAUCCAAAGCCUCAAGAGGAAGAUUCGGAAGUUUGAAGAGAAAUUUGAACAAGAAAAGAAAUACCGCCCGUCACACGGGGACAAGACUUCGAAUCCUGAAGUUCUGAAAUGGAUGAACGAUUUGGCUAAAGGGCGCAAACAGCUCAAAGAACUAAAACUGAAGCUGUCGGAAGAACAAGGGAGCACUCCCAAAGGCCCUCGGAGAAACCUGUCCUGUGAACAACCUCCAGGCCCCAGAGAAAAUGGCAAGUCGGAAGCUGUGGGACCCGAGCCAGGCUCCUCUGGUGAGGAGACUUCAGAUGCAGUGAUGCUGGAGAAGAGAGAGCAGAUCCCGCCCCAGGAUGAUGUGAAGGCAACUAAGCAAGACAAGAACCCCGUAAAGCCUCUUUAUGACCGAUGCAGAGGUCUCAAGCAAAUCCUGUCGACACCAUCCCUUAUCCCAACGAUUGAGGAAGAGGACUCUGAUGAAGACUGUCCACAGGGAAGUCAACCACCUUCUUUACCAGACCCAGUGUCCCGCCUACCCGUCAGUGAUCACCUCAUCCACUCGGAGAUGGAGCCCAUGAGGACCCUGCUACCAGAUGACAAGAAAGAAGGGAAGCAUCCUGCUCUCUCCAUGUCCAACUUGCACGAGGCCACCAUGCCUGUCCUUCUCGACCAUCUCCGAGAAACUAGGGCUGACAAGAAGAGGCUACGGAAAACCCUGCGAGAAUUUGAAGAACAAUUUUUUAAACAGACGGGAAGAAGCCCACAGAAGGAAGACAGGAUGCCAAUGGCAGACGAGUACUGUGCAUACAAGCACAUAAAAGCCAAACUGAGGCUGUUGGAGGUCCUCAUCAGCAAGCAGGAUGUGGCCAAAACAAUUUGAGGUUCGGCUCUGAUCACUUCCUCUAAAGAUAGAAGUCAAAUUUAUUUUCCUCUACCGUUCUUGCUCAGUAGUUCUGAUGUCCUGAAAGCGGAAGCACUUUAGAGAUAGUAUUAGCUGUUUUGAUGAAGGGAGAGCUAGCGUAAUUCUACCCAAGAAGGCGUCUCAAUAGGGAAAUGAUAGGUAAUAUUGGAAUGGGCAAAAGCCUCCAUGACAAACUGAAGUCCAGAGUCAAAUGUAAUUGUUUCAAAAGACGUCUAAUACCUUGUUAAACCAAAAUUAACACGUAGGCAGUCUACCUGCUUAGGAAAGGUUUAGAGGUGUCCCCAAGUUGAUUUUAUUGAUGUAUGUGAAGAACACGGUUUAAAUACAUUGGUGAGGCAAAGAAAACUUGUGCUCUACAUUCAGGGAGGAAAGCAGCCAGACAGAAGGGAAUUUAAGUGAGAUGACAUCCACUACCUUGUCCUCUAAGUCUGUAGACGGUCAACACUGUAAAGUGACUCAGCUGUGUCACUGCUAACCUCUUAUUUCUAUGGAAGUAGUGCAUCACUCUAUCUGUUAUUUGAAAAUUUACAUUUCCAGUUACCAAAGUUCACUUGGAUGGCAUGUACUUUGUGAAUUAUCUUUGUCUAUAACUGAAAAAUGUUUAUAUUAAAGUAAACUAUUAAAAUAGGUAUUUUGGAUAGAUGUGUCUGCAGUAAUAAGCUACUGUGCCCAUAGUACUAUUGCUGAUUUUCUUGUUUCCUAUACUAAGAUCCUAUAACUAUUUUUCCAUUGGGAAUAUGCAUCUUUGUUAAUGUUCCAAGGUCUGUACUUUAUAAAGUGAAAUACCUUUUUCGUGAGCUGCAUUCCUUCUGCACAGGGUAAGAAGCUUGGAAGUCACCAAGAGACCUUCUCUUUGCUUUAGUCAGUGUAUCUUGCUUUUUCUCCACUCACCAACGUCUCGGUUUGGUUUUUGUGAAAUCAAGUAACAGAUAGACAUUUUCUCAUUAUCAGCACUGUUCAUAUUUCUGUUUUCUGUAAUGUUUAAGCAUGGUGUUGAAGAAACUCAAGAUUUUCAUAUUGCUUGGGCGGAGAAAAGAAAACAGAUUCUAGACACGGACUAUGUCAGAGCGUGUUGUUCUCUCUGUAUUCACCUGACGUUUUCAACCUUUUAUGAAUCAGAGUAAUGGCCUUCAUAAAUUUGUUUAAUUGAAGUCAUCUACUUGUAACAGGACAGAUACACAACUAUUUGAGGUUUACAAAUUACAUCUUUGAUAAGGGAAAUGGUUUCGUGAGAUGUAUACAAUUGCUAUUAAAAUGUAACUAUAUUCUAUAUGAUUGUAAAUAUUUUAUACAACAUCCAAAUAAAAUAUUUUUCUAUUAUA
This is a messenger RNA of Rattus norvegicus (Norway rat), 10225 nucleotides long. Lineage: Eukaryota; Metazoa; Chordata; Mammalia; Rodentia; Muridae. The record is from RefSeq and is a predicted model, not a curated record.